Auanema sp. JU1783 is the source of this 372-nucleotide messenger RNA. NCBI's taxonomy places the organism in Eukaryota, Metazoa, Nematoda, Chromadorea, Rhabditida, Rhabditidae. The record is from the annotation of a GenBank genome assembly.
AUGAUUGGACGGGCAACACUAUUGCUUAUCUUCCUCAUCUCAUCAAUAGCAGCUUUCAGUAUCUUCUCCAGGAAUCCACCAAGUCCUGCUUCUUCAAAAGAAGUUCGACCAACCAGAACCAAACCUGGUGCUAUGAAACUCUGUCCUCCAGGAGGACAAUCGUUUUUGGAUGCUUACAACCUUAUAUGCCCAAUGAAACGUCGUCGACGAAGUGUUGAUGAUGAAGCAGAGACAUCAGCUUACGAACAACCAUGGCAACAAUUUUUGGAACCUCGUAGUCGCAGAUCUGACAGACUUCGUGUUAUGACUGAAUGCUGUACCGUCGGAUGUACUUUCCAGGAAAUUUUCCCAUUAUGUAAUCCGUUCAAUUAG